Gigantopelta aegis is the source of this 1260-nucleotide messenger RNA. RefSeq names its product 40S ribosomal protein SA-like. Gene Ontology annotation, cellular component: 90S preribosome; cytosolic small ribosomal subunit; ribosome. The record is from RefSeq and is a predicted model, not a curated record. Gene Ontology annotation, molecular function: structural constituent of ribosome. The coding region runs from base 159 to 1103 and encodes 314 amino acids. NCBI's taxonomy places the organism in Eukaryota, Metazoa, Mollusca, Gastropoda, Neomphalida, Peltospiridae. Gene Ontology annotation, biological process: cytoplasmic translation; ribosomal small subunit assembly. The transcript has 6 exons.
GCUAGGUGCUUUCUUUCUAAUGUAGGGGUAUACGCCAAAAACAGGAAGUUCCAUGAACACGUGCUUGAAAACCCCAAUACGUACUUCCUUUUUAUCGUCAGACUCCAUUUGGCGUCGCAUGCUUUGUUGGUCACCGUAACACUAAAGACUAACUCACGAUGUCCGGAGGUUUAGACCCACUUGCCCUCAAAGAGGAAGAUGUGACAAAGUUCCUUGCUUGUAGCACUCAUCUGGGAUCAAACAAUGUUGACUUCCAGAUGGAGCAGUAUGUCUUCAAGCGUAAACCCGACGGUGUGUACAUCAUCAACCUGAAGAAAACCUGGGAGAAGCUGCUGUUAGCCGCCCGCGCUAUCGCCGCCAUCGAGAACCCGACUGACGUGUGUGUGAUUUCCGCGCGUCCGUAUGGGCAGCGUGCUGUCCUCAAGUUCGCAUCAGCCACAGGAGCCAAUCCAGUGGCUGGACGAUUCACUCCUGGAACUUUCACCAACCAGAUUCAGGCUGCGUUCAGAGAGCCCCGUCUGUUGGUGGUGACGGACACACGUACGGAUCACCAGCCCGUGACGGAGGCGUCAUAUGUCAACAUUCCUGUCAUCGCCCUCUGCAACACUGACUCUCCACUAAGACACGUGGAUAUUGCCAUCCCUUGCAACAACAAGGGAGUGCAGUCGAUUGGUCUGAUGUGGUGGUUGCUGUCUCGAGAGGUUCUCCGACUCCGUGGAACCAUCAGUCGGGAACACCCCUGGGACGUGAUGGUCGAUCUCUACUUCUACAGAGACCCAGAAGAGGCCGAGAAAGAGGAACAGGCGGCGGCUGAGCGCGACCAGCAGAAGGAAGAGCCUGUUGCCCCACCACAGGAGCAGUGGACGGGCGAGCAGCCGAUGGUCGCUAGAACCGAGGUGACUGACUGGGCGAGCGAGGCGGUCCCAGUGAGCUCUGUACCCAUCCAGCCGUUCGCCAGCGGGACCACAUCCGAUUGGUCGGCUGAUCACGCUGACUGGUCUGCUCCGAGUGCGGCACCAACCGCAGCCGCGGCUGCUGCUGCUCCUCCUCCCGCUGGGCCCAAAAACGACUGGGGAGGCUCCACAUCGGAGAACUGGAGUUAGGCCGGAACUCUUGAGACAAAUCGACUGAGACUGAAAGGACUUUGAAUUGAGAUAGAUAAGAGAGAAACAAUCAAUUAAUAGAAAAGGAAAAUUAGAAAUGCCUUGCUGGCAAUGUCGUAUUUGAAACAUCUGGAAAUUAAAAAAGAAUGUCUCUGAA